Drosophila santomea is the source of this 2402-nucleotide messenger RNA. RefSeq names its product cleft lip and palate transmembrane protein 1-like protein. NCBI's taxonomy places the organism in Eukaryota, Metazoa, Arthropoda, Insecta, Diptera, Drosophilidae. The transcript has 2 exons. Gene Ontology annotation, cellular component: membrane; endomembrane system. The coding region runs from base 139 to 1824 and encodes 561 amino acids. The record is from RefSeq and is a predicted model, not a curated record.
GGCCGGCUCUAGGCCAGAAAAUCGGAAAAUCGCUACUUAGUUUUCCCCAACUUCGGCUCGCAACCACCGCCCACCGCCCGCCCACCAUACACCAUUCCGCCGGUCAACGCACCAACGAGAAAACCGUAAGAGGAGGUCAUGGCCCUGCCCUCGAUCUCCACGCUGCUAGGCGUGGCAUUCCUGGCGUACAUCGGCCACUCCAUCUAUCAGAUGUCGCAGCUCUUCAACACGCUGCAGUGCAGCGGUGUGCCGUGCUACACAUCAUUCCUGGCGGACCGGCCACGCCUACAGCUGGCAUUGUUCUCCUCCCUGAGCAGAAGUCCCAUUGCCUCCGAGGUGCGGGAUCUGUACAAGGCCAAGCGGUUCGACUACGAUCAGAGCUUUGAGCACGACUUCGAAGUGGAUGUGCCGCUGAAGACGCGCCGCAAUGGCUCCCUGUACUUUCAUGUGGUCUUGGCCCUGGAGGGAGAGCCACUGGAAUGGCGGAGCCUGCGCAGAGAUGGACCCACCGUUGUCCAUACGAUGAGUCUCACGGAUUACAUGGUGCCGCGAGCGGAGGCCUUCAAUCUGCUUGGAGAUUCCGAGAAAGGAGCAGCGGCCGAUGUCCAUGUGAAGAAAAAGAAGGAAGCUUCCACCUCCGGACGUCCCAGCACUCACAUCCGAUCAAAUAUUUAUGUCACCCUGCUCACCGAUCUCUUUUCCGUGUCGCAAGCGGAUGUCCCGCCGGAAAUGGCACCGUUGAUACGUGUUAAUCGCAAUCAGCAGAUCCUGCCCAUCCUGCAGACUGAUACAUUUAAUACGCGGCUAAAGGAUCUAGUGCCCGUCACCCGCAAUACCACCGAAUUCACCUUCAGCUUCCACUACAAGCCCGUGGGUGUGGGCAAGCUCCGGCUAAUGCUGCUCAUGGAACACGCUACACAGGCGCUGCUUACCAUUGGAUUUGCCACCAAGGACAUCGACGAGGUGAAGGGCAUCUUCUCGGACACCAAUGUGUACUUGCUGUGUGGCACCAUCUUUGUGUCCAGUAUCCAUAUGCUCUUCGACUUUUUGAGCUUUAAGAACGACGUGGCCUUUUGGCGCAAAAAGCGGUCGUACGAGGGGCUAUCAAGCCGCACCACAAUGUGGCGAGCAUUUUCGCAGAUCGUUAUCUUUUUCUAUCUGCUGGACGAGAAUACCUCGUAUCUGGUUCUUGUGCCCGUUGGCCUGGGCACGCUCAUUGAGCUGUGGAAGUGCAAGAAAAUCCUGCGUCUCGAGCUUAGCUUCAGCGGCCUGAUACAACGCAAGCUGGAGCAAGUUGACCGGCGGAAUGGCAACAAAUCGGAUGUACAGUCCGGUCAGCUGGCGGAGGAGCAGAAGACCGAUCAAUUCGACAGGCAGGGCAUGCGGUAUCUGAGCUAUCUGCUGUAUCCGCUUUGCAUAUGCGGAGCGGUCUAUUCGCUCAUCUACCAGCCGCACCGCUCCUGGUACUCCUGGACACUCAACUCGCUGGUGAACGGAGUGUACGCCUUUGGCUUUCUGUUUAUGUUGCCGCAACUGUUCGUUAACUAUAAGCUGAAGUCCGUGGCCGCAUUGCCGUGGCGUGCAUUUAUGUACAAGGCAUUCAACACCUUCAUCGACGACUUCUUUGCCUUCAUCAUCACCAUGCCCACUGCCCAUCGGGUGGCCUGUCUGCGCGAUGAUAUUGUGUUUAUUAUCUAUUUGUACCAGCGCUGGCUGUAUCCGGUGGACAAGAGUCGUCUGGACACGGGUCUGGCCAUUGCCGAGACCUCGGAUACGGCCAACAGCUCAUCCGCAUCUGCUGCCAAUCGCAAAAAGCGAAAUUGAUCCUAUAUCAGCAAAAGAUGCAAAGGUUGCACAUGUCGCCUAAAGCUUCAGGUCUAGCCCGUGUCGUAGUAAACCGCGUCCGUCUUUAGUUUAGUAGUGAUAUUAAUCCUGUGUUGUAGACUCAACUGUUUAAAACCUGUGCGUAAAUGGUUAAGUUAAUUGGCAGCGGCCUCAACUGAAAAUGCAUUUUAUACAAUUUUAAACCAACAAGCACCAUAAGAUUGCAAAACUAUGGAAUUUACUAAACCACUUAAUUUUAAAGUAUAAACUAAGAAAUAAUGUGAAACGACUUAAACGCUGGCCUUUCACAUUCUUGGAUUGGUCAGCUUAAAAGCCAAAUGGUACACUUUACAAUAAUAUAUCCAAAUGUAGAUAAAAGCGUAUUUUAGAAACAAUCAGUUAACAUGAAAUCGUAAUGGAAAACCUACAAGUGAUCCUAAUAUCUCAAUUAACCAACACAAAAUGCAUUUUAUAAAAUUUAAAGGGAACCCAAAAGCAUCAAAAGGCUGCUAAACAUAUAGAGCAUCAAAUGAAAUCACACGUAAUAAACAAUAAACUAGAGUGUUUUAAAAAGUUAA